CGCCACCGCGAAGCGAUCAUGACGUACUCCGAGCGUGUAUUAACGAACAUCAAAUUCACAUACAAAAGCAAUAACGAUUAUAGUCUUCAGCUUACCCGUUGGUUUCUAAUGCCGAUCGCAGCCUGGCCACGACCGACCGCGACAACGACGGUGGAGAGGAUCUCUCUACAAGCGCAAGUUCUCGCUUGCUCAUCUCUGAUAGCGGUCGUCAUGAUACCAUGCAUAUUGUACGUAUCACUGGAAGAGAAAGACGUUCAGAUCAAGUUGAGCGUGAUGGGUCCGCUAAGUCAUUGGAUUAUGGGAACAAUUAAUUACUGGCUACUCCUUACGCGAAGCGAUGACAUUCGCGAAUGCGUGCAACACAUGGAGAUGGAUUGGAGGCUGGUUCGUAGAACCGAUGAUCAAGACGUGAUGCUGCGAUACGCGAAGAUCGGUCGCUUCGUCGCAGGAUUCUGCGCGGUGUUCAUGCAGAGCGGGACGUUUCUCUUCGUCGUGGCUAAAGCAAUGACAUCCAUAACUAUCAUCGUCGGCAACGAGACUACGUCGAUGCACCCAAUGACCUGCCCGAUAUACAGCAAGUUUAUCGACACGAGAUUCAGCCCCACGAAUGAAAUCAUGCUAUUUGUGGAAUUGUUGUCUUGCUUCAUAGUGAACUCGAUUACAGUGGGAGCUUGCAGCCUCGCGGCUGUUUUCGCGAUGCACGCUUACGGCCAACUGAGCAUGCUAUUCUCGUGGCUGAACAAUCUUGUCGAAGAUGAAAAAAAGGCAAAUAAACUUGUUGAACGGAAGCUAGCCACGAUCGUGGAGCAUCAUUUAAGAGCGCUAAGUUUUAUAUCACGCAUAGAGAAUAUCAUGCAAAACAUCUGUCUUGUGGAAUUGGUGGGAUGCACGUUAAAUAUGUGUUUACUUGCAUAUUAUUCUAUUACGAAUUGGAGUGAUUUUGAUGCAGCAAAAAUAACAUCGUAUAUUAUCGUAUACGUAUCAAUGGCUUUCAAUAUUUUUAUAUUUUGUUACAUUGGCGAGAUUCUCACGGAACAGUGCAAAAAAGUUGGUGAAAAGGCAUAUAUGAUUAAUUGGUAUGAAUUACCGCACAAAACUGCCCUUGGUCUUGUUUUAAUAAUAGCGCGAUCGAGUAACGUUAUCAAGAUAACCGCUGGAAAAUUAUUUCAAUUGUCUAUUGCAACUUUUGGUGAUGUAAUUAAAACUUCUGUGGUAUAUUUGAAUAUAUUAAGAACGAUGACUCAUGCCACGUAAGGUACAUUAAAUUAGUAAACAUAUAUCAACAAAUAUAUUUUGUAUAGAACUCAAAUGUGAUAUAAUAGAAAAAUAGAAGAGAUAUAUUUAAUAAAUAAAAAAAGCUACAAACAUAUAUACUAAAUUAUUUAAAGGCACAGGAUAGUGUCACGUCUUAUUCAAUUAUUCUUAAAUGUUUUUUUAGAAGAAAGAGAGAAUUUAAAUGGUUUUUUUUUAGAAAGAGAGAAAAAAGAAAUUAUGAAAAAGUAUAAUUUCUUUAAAACUAUUGCUAUUUCUCCACAAGAAAAUAUUUUCGCUUUUAAUUAAUAUCUGAAAAAAAAUAAAAUAAUGAUGAUUAAAGUUUAUAGAUCUAUCUAAAUUAUACAUAAAAAUAUCACCAUCCCUCAUCUUAAUUAACAAUAAAUUAAUACUUUCCCGAGUACGUUUAUAACAGUCAAUUCCAUUGCGAGAGACACCUUCUCUGGUAUAGCGUACUCUAUGAAUAUCGAUUGACUGACGAGACGCACAGAUAUCCUCUUAUUACCUCUUAUUACAUUACCAUAAAGUGCUCGCUGGCGCAGGCGCCACUUCCUGUCACUGCACGCGUGUCCAUCAAUCGAUUCAGUAUCAUUCGCGC
Messenger RNA from Monomorium pharaonis (pharaoh ant), 1870 nucleotides. Its product is annotated as odorant receptor 4. The record is from RefSeq and is a predicted model, not a curated record. Gene Ontology annotation, biological process: detection of chemical stimulus involved in sensory perception of smell; sensory perception of smell. The transcript has 5 exons. Gene Ontology annotation, cellular component: plasma membrane. Lineage: Eukaryota; Metazoa; Arthropoda; Insecta; Hymenoptera; Formicidae. Gene Ontology annotation, molecular function: olfactory receptor activity; odorant binding. Bases 19 to 1254 code for a protein of 411 amino acids.